AUUGUGAAUAUGUUCGCUUUAAUCUUCAAUAUUAUUCAUUAUCAUUAUUAUUGAUAAGACAAUUACACAAGACAUUAUAUUCUUAUGUAAUCAAAUAAUACUUUAUAAAUUGAAUCAUCUUGAUUAGAUCUUUUGAAUUUGUCAAGAAGCUAUUUCAUUGAAUGUAUGUUCGCUUCAAUAUCUCCAAUAUCAUUCAUAAGACGUUCAUUAUAACAAACUAGAAUGUGAAAUCAUGUAUUAUUCAUUGGAUUAUAUAUGCAUAUAUAAUUAUAUCUAUUGAAUUGUUUAAUUAGUCAAUUAUGAAAAAAGAUAGAAAGAACCAGUCUUUUCUACGACACGUUGAUGAUUUUCACAUGGAUUGAGCCCAGAAACCACAUCAAUAUUACAGUAAUCAAAGUACAAAGUACUGAUUGCAGCAUGGUGACUAUCAAUGUACCUCCUGAAUUAAGAAAAAUCGAACAAAUUUUAUUUGCUUCAGUAAAACAAAAUCGUUUUGAUUUAGUUAGUCGAAUUAUAGACGGUCAUAAAUGUGAUAUUAAUGUAAGAGAUAGUUUCGAUCGAACCCCAUUACAUUUGGCUGCAUCAUCUGGAAAUUUACCAAUGGUGAAAUUAUUAAUAGAAGGUAGAGCAUUAGUUGAUCCAGUGGAUAAAUUUGGUAUUACACCAUUAUUUUGGGCUGUUUAUAACAAUUAUAAAAAUGUAGCUCAUUAUCUACUCAAUAUGGGGGCUAAACAUAAUCGAGUUACUAAGCAAGGUUUUACAAUUCUACAUUUUAUUUCUGAAUCGAAUGCAAUUUCAAUAUUAAAAUAUUUACAUCGUAAAUCAUUAACAUUAGAAUAUGAUAAUGCAGAUAAUAAUGGAAUGACUCCAUUUUUAAUAGCUGCUUCCAAAGGAAAUGAAUUAUUAAUGGAGAUUUUGGUUAAACGAAACUGUAAUGUGAAUGCAACAGAUCUGUAUGGUCGAAAUGCAUUACACUUUGUCUCAAAAAAUGGUCAUAUUGAUGCACUAUACUACUUAUUGUCAGUGGAACUACUUAAAACAAAAAUUGACGAACUAGAUAACUCAGGGUGUAGUCCAUUACAUUUGGCCUGUGAAAACAAUCAACAACAUUGUGUUCGACUACUUCUAGAAACUGGUGCAAAUCCAGACAUUGAAACAGAGACUCGUGAUUGUCCUUUGAUCGAAUGUUCACGGAGAGGAUUUCACAAGUGUAUUGAUUUGCUUAUUGAAAAUAAAGCAAGUCGUGAGAAAACAAGCAAAGUGGGUGAUACAGCCCUACAUGUCGCAGCAUUAUCUAAUCUUUCAGAUACUAUCUAUUUUUUAUUCUCAAGAAAAUUUGAUCUUUGCGCUGUCAAAGAGGAUAAACAAACACCAUUACAUCUUGCAGUUUCACAAAAUAGACUUGAAGCAGUUGAAGCUUUAUUGUUUUGUGGUGCUCCAUUAGAUUUGAAGGAUAAAGAUAAGCAAACUCCAUUGAUGAUUGCUGCCAAAUCAAAUUACACUGCAUUAGUUGAUAUGAUAAUACGUGCUGAUCGAUGGAAUAAAACUUAUCCGGUUAAUGCUCAAAAAUUGAUUGAUGAAAUUCUACAAACACAACAAACCAAAUAUGUAACCACAAGAAUUUUAGACAAAAAACAAAAUAACACACACAGGAUACAAAAAAUAUUAUCAAAUGAUCGAAAACACUUAUUCAAUGAUAAUACUGGUAAUCAUAAUAAUAAUAAUAAGAAUAAUGAUAGUACUGAAGAUUCAGAAAGUAGUCGUACAUAUGUUGGACAACAUCACGAUUACCAUCAUCAUCAUCUUACUACUGAUAAUGAUGCGAAUUCAAUCAUUCCCAAUGAUAAUGAUCCUAAUGAUGUGAUGAUGAUUGAAUUUAUUGAUCCAUUUAAACAAUUACAAUUAGAAGAGAACAAUGAACAAAUUAAUGAAAUACAAUUAAUAGUAGAUCAUCGUUCAAGAACUACAGCUAGUUCUGAAUCAGGUAGUGAAUUAUCAUUAGGUUAUGAAGCAAGUCGUGCAUGGAAUAGAUCAGAUCAAAGACAAUAUCAAACUAAUCAUGAUCAAUUGAAUAAUUCAUUUAGUCUAUCACAAAUUAGUUUGAAUCGUGAUUUAACCGAAUCAAAUUUUAAUCAAGAACAUUAUGAUAAUGACGAUGAUUAUCAUCAACGAAAACAUGAAAGUCUUAAUAAUUUAUCAUGUCAAAUUCAAGGUGAUGAGAUUUAUUUACCAAAUGGUGAGACAAUAUUUCGUAUUACAGAUACAUUAUUAGCACAAUCCAGUAAGAAUAUGCGUUUAUUGAAUGGAUAUGGUUUGAAUUUAACACAUCCAUUCACAUUUAGAGCACCAUGUCAAGAUUAUGCUGAUGAUAUGAAUGUUCUAUUCUAUGAAUAUUCACAUCGAUAUGCAAAAACAUCGGAUUGGAAAAAUUUAGCAAAAUUUUGGGGAUUCACAUUAGACGAUAUAACUGCUAUUGAAUAUCAAGAUAUUGGUAAAAAUUCUUAUAAAGAACAUACUUAUCGAUUAUUGAAUAUAUGGUUACAUGGUAUUAAUGAUAAUCAAUCACCAUUGAAUGAAUUAUAUUUAGCUUUAACUACAAUUGGACGUAAACGAAUUGUGGAACAAUUACGUCGACGUAUUAAAACAUUAAAUAAACUAAAUAAUAAACAUAAAUGUAAACUAUAUUAAGAAAUAUAUACAUUCGUAUACACUAGUAACUAACCACCCAUCCACCCACCAACACACACACACAUAGACAGAGAUAUACACGUACAUCAUGUGUAAAAUUUCAUUUUAUUGUCUUUAUUUUGUUUGAUUACACUUUACAAUUAUGUUAUUUGUAACCUCCUCUGUAUAUCCUUCUUUAUUAUGUAAUCAGAGUAUCUAAACACACACACCCACACACACAUGCACAUAAUGAGAAAUAUUCAUUCAUCGUAAGUAUAAUGGUUUCAAUAAAUACCCCAGGGUAAUCAUCUCCCCAUCAUAUUAUCUAACUCUGUUAUUUAUAAUAAUAUGAGGUGUUCUCUAGUUACAAUGAUUCUAAAAACUGUUCAUUUGUAGUUCAUGUGUAUUUUACUUACUUACUUGUGCCUGUUACCCCUCAUGGAGGAGCAUAGACCAUACAUCAUUAAUCUCCAUCCAACUCUGUACUGGACAAUCCUUUCUAUUCAUCAUUCUGAUGUUUACUUAAAAUUCUCGAUGUAGUGUAUGUUUCAGCUUUUCUCUUUUUCAUUUCCCUUCAAGAUUCGAAAUUAUCUGGUAGUUGAUUUAUUCUCUCCCACAAUAGGCUGUUACUGAUUGUACCCAACCAAAAGAUUUGUUGUGUAUCCGAGAAAGAGAAAAAAAGGACUUCAAUUUAGGUUUUCGUUUUAUCUUUUCUUUUUUAUGUUGAUUUCUGUCACCCAUAAUUACUCUUUUGUACACCCUUAUACACACUGUGUUCUGUCGGAAUUGGGAUAGGGGGUCAGGUGUAGUAAUAUUCAUAAUAGAAGGAUCACUGAAAUAUUAUUACUAACAUAUAAACACAUAUUCAGUCAUAGAUACUCAGUUAGUUCACCUCUGACGCUUCUCGUUGCUAAUUUUCUCCUCCUUGCCAAGCAUUUUCAUUUGUGUUUGAUUUAUGCUUAUCUAUUUUCAAUACCACCCCCCUUCGUACAUUGUUUGACACAUUCCUUUAUUUAUUUUUUGUACAGAAUGGAAAAAAAAGAAAAAAAUUCUAAAUUGUAAACAAUAAAUUUGAUGAAAGAAAAAAAU
Messenger RNA from Schistosoma margrebowiei, 3756 nucleotides. The record is from the annotation of a GenBank genome assembly. Lineage: Eukaryota; Metazoa; Platyhelminthes; Trematoda; Strigeidida; Schistosomatidae.